CUGGCAGAGCUGAAGCAGGAGUGCCUGGCCAGGGGGUUGGAAGCCAAGGGCAACAAGCAGGACCUGAUCAACCGUCUGCAGGCCUACCUGGAGGAGCACGCUGAGGAAGAAGCCAACGAGGAAGAUGUGCUUGGAGAGGAAAUAGAGGAGGAAGAGCCAAAGCCUCCAGAGCCUCCAGUCAAGGUGGAAGAGCCUCCAGUGAAGUCGCCUGAUGUGAUCACGGAGAAGAAGGUGGUGAAGAUAACCUCAGAGAUAUCCCAGAUGGAGCGGAUGCAGAAGAGAGCCGAGCGCUUCAACGUCCCAGUCAGCCUGGAGAGCAAGAAGGCAGCGCGGGCAGCUCGGUUUGGCUUGGCCACGGGUCCCACCAAAGGCCUCUCCACAGACGCCAAACCCACGGUAAACAUGGAUAAGCUAAAGGAAAGGGCUCAGAGGUUUGGGCUGAAUGUCUCCUCACUCUCCAAGAAG
Messenger RNA from Acanthisitta chloris (rifleman), 465 nucleotides. It is a transcript of the gene SARNP, whose product is annotated as SAP domain containing ribonucleoprotein. The transcript has 8 exons. The annotation marks the transcript as partial. The record is from RefSeq and is a predicted model, not a curated record. Gene Ontology annotation, cellular component: nucleus. Lineage: Eukaryota; Metazoa; Chordata; Aves; Passeriformes; Acanthisittidae. Gene Ontology annotation, biological process: poly(A)+ mRNA export from nucleus.